Molecule: messenger RNA, 2481 nt
Organism: Ochlerotatus camptorhynchus
Lineage: Eukaryota; Metazoa; Arthropoda; Insecta; Diptera; Culicidae
Gene: Rab3
Product: RAS oncogene family member Rab3
Exons: 6
Coding region: 447-1106 (219 amino acids)
Biological process (GO): regulation of exocytosis; protein secretion; protein localization to plasma membrane
Cellular component (GO): synaptic vesicle; endosome; plasma membrane
Molecular function (GO): GTPase activity; GTP binding; myosin V binding
Source: RefSeq, a predicted model, not a curated record
AAUGGAUUUCGUGCUAAAGACAAGUAAUGUCACAUGAAAGGUACAGGGAAAGUGUUUCUGAAUAGAUCGUGAUAUUUUCUGUUAAAAAGGUUCUUCGAUAAGAGCUCUAACCAUUCGUCACAGCUCGUGUCCAUUUCAGCAAAGGAAUUUUUCAAAAAUAUAAUUAAAUGUGAUCCCAGUGUUGUGCAAAUUUAGUAACAAGUGUCAGAGGUUUACAGUGUUGUUCAAUAAUUGGUGUACUUGAAUUGAAAUUGAUUGUGACGAGUGGGUGAAAAUUGAAUCCCUAUUGUGAGUUGGUGGAAUUACUCUUCAUUACAAUAAAUCGAAGAACUUUUAAGGAGAAGAAAGUGCAUUGUAAAAAUCAAUUAAAGUCGAAUUUAUAGCUCCAAUUUGCUGCCAAUAGUUUCGAGAUCGCUAUCAGGACAUAGACAAUUCACCCUAAUCAGAUGGCCGCCGGAGAUCCAAAGUGGCAAAAAGAUGCUUCCGAUCAGAACUUUGACUAUAUGUUCAAGCUUCUCAUCAUUGGUAAUUCCAGUGUGGGAAAGACGAGUUUCCUAUUCCGAUAUGCUGAUGAUUCGUUUACGUCUGCCUUCGUUUCCACGGUUGGGAUUGAUUUCAAGGUGAAAACGGUCUUUCGACAUGAAAAACGUGUUAAGCUACAAAUUUGGGACACUGCUGGACAGGAGAGGUACCGCACAAUAACCACUGCUUACUACCGAGGUGCGAUGGGAUUUAUCCUGAUGUAUGAUAUUACAAAUGAAGAAAGCUUCAAUUCCGUUCAAGAUUGGGUAACACAAAUCAAAACUUACUCUUGGGACAACGCACAAGUGAUCCUUGUUGGAAACAAGUGCGAUAUGGAAGAUGAACGUGUUAUAUCUUUUGAACGCGGUAAGCAACUGGCUGAUCAGCUGGGAGUUGAAUUUUUCGAAACGUCUGCAAAAGAGAAUGUGAAUGUAAAGAAUGUAUUUGAAAGACUAGUGGACAUUAUCUGCGAUAAAAUGUCAGAGAGCUUAGAUUCUGAUCCAACUCUCGUGGCAGGAGGACCCAAAGGGCAACGGCUAUCGGAUCAGCCACAGGGUCCUCCUAACGCUAACUGCAACUGCUAAAAAUCACUUUGUAGCGUUCCACAAACACCGAAUCGAAUAAAAAAGCAUACGAUUACAUUGCUACUAGGAUAUUCACACUCUUGAUUGCUGAAACUCAAGCAGAAUAAAACAAAAACUAAGUAUGUACGUGGUACAUUGAAAAUUGGAAAGAAUUAUAGAUUGGAAGAAUUGUUCAUAUCGUAAAGCAUAAUGGCAUUGUCUUUUGGUUGCUAUAAAUUUGUUAGGUAAGGUUAUAAUAAUUUCGUUGUGAAAAAAGGCAAAUUCAAUUCGGUCAAAAAUGUUUAAAAUCGUAUUAAAAGAUUUGGAAUUAUCGUUUUUUUUUUUUUUCAUCUGGAGCAAAAUGUCUAGAAAUACGAUUGGAACUACUGAAGUUGUCAGUUAGUGAAUAAUACAAUAGAACAUGUAGUGAAAAAAAAAGAAAAGAACAAACCAUGAUCGAUCAUUUUGUUGAACGAAAUAGCACUCAUUUACAGACACAAUACGAAUAUCUAGGUAUGUUGUUCUAGUGUAGACAAUAAACUUAAGUGAAAGUCGUGGGUGGUGCACAGAAUGAGCGAAACAUAUUAUUUUGGGCCCUAUUGGAUUUCAGUCUCUUCUACUGACAAAUAAAUAAUCAGUAUUACACAUAACCAAAACUAACUGGAAUAUUAUACAAUCAAACAAUAAUUUCCUGAACGAAAUAUGAACGAACAGUCUAGAUUGGAAUUCGGAGCAUCAAAUGAAAUGUUUUUUUUUUUGUUUUUUUGAAAAGCAACAAUUUUAAAAACUAAUUUUUGUCAAUAAUACGCAGUCAAUUGGUCAAAACAUAAUAAAUCGAAAUAAAUUCCAUCAAAUAGAAUACACAUGAACUGAAGCAGAAGACGACCAUGGAUCACGCGUUGAGUAGAACUUUUCCGGAACAACUAGCAUGGCUAAAUAUGAAUAACUACUUAAACGUCAUAAGAUGUAAAUAAUUUUCCUUCCUAGAAAAGGUAUAGGCAAUGUCUAGUUUUGUUCAGCAUCGUUAAUCAACGUGCACUAGCGGAACUUUAAAACUAUUCAAUAAGUGAUGGAAUGAAAGAAUACAUAACGACAUCGACAGAUUCACCAAACAUACCAAUAACUGCAAAACGAACAUUUUUCGGGAAGCUUUGAAUAUUACUGUGAACGACUAUGUUUGACAAGAACGGAUAAAUGGUAUUAACAAAAACGAAGUAAAUCAACAGAAUGAUGUUAUCAAUGUCUCCACCAUUCAUUCCCAUGCAUGUUUUUCAUUAUGUAAUGGAAUUUCAAUCAAAGGAAUACAUUUAAAACAAACAAACAAAAAUCAUCUGCAUGUGCCUACGAUAGCUGAGAGACGUUCUCCGAUAAACUGAUUUCACUUUGGCCACCCUUU